This is a messenger RNA of Paramecium sonneborni, 835 nucleotides long. The record is from the annotation of a GenBank genome assembly. Lineage: Eukaryota; Ciliophora; Oligohymenophorea; Peniculida; Parameciidae.
AUGAUUGACAUCUAAAUUAUUAAAGAAGGAAUAGGAGACACACCUAGAUUAAAUGAAGAAGUCUUCUGUAAUUAUACAAUUUUUAUUUUAGUUUUUUUUAUUGCUCAUAAUAAUAAUGGAGAAUUACUUACCGGUUCAUAACAUACAGCUACUAAAACAAUUAUUGGAAGAGGAUGGAUUAAAUCAGAAAUUGAAGAUGCUCUUAUUAAAAUGAAAUAAGGAGAACGCAGUAUCAUCAAAAUAUAUCAUUCACCUGCUACCAAAGUAAUUAUGUACAAUAUAAAAGGAAUUUUAUGAUCAAUAUGAAAUUGAGAUUAUUAGGAUUGGAAGAAAGAAAGAUAACCCAUGGCAUUUAGAAGGACAAGAAGUUUUUGAAAAAGCUUUAGAAUUAAAAGGCUUAGGCAAUUCUGAUAUUAAACAAUAAAAAUAUCUAGAAGCUUAAAAUAAAUAUUUGGAAUCACUAAAUUUAAUUAAAACAGAAUACUGUGAUAAGGAAUUAGAACUAUAAGGAUAAUUAAGAUCUAAUCUAUCUCUUACACAUCUAAAAAACAAAUAAUUUGAACUAUGUAUCAAAUAAGCAUCAACAGUCUUAAAAGAAUAACCUUAAAAUGUUAAAUUAUUACAUAGAAGAGCUGUAGCUUCAAUUUAAAUAGAUGAUUUCGAUAGUGCUAAGUAAAUUUUAUUGUAAUAGUAGAUCUGAUUUGAAAUUAGCUAAUUAAUUGGAUCCAUAAAAUGAAGAAGUUAUAAAGGAGUUGCAGAGUAUUGGAGAAAAAGAAAAAUAGAUAAGAAAGAAAUAAUAAGAUAGAGCAAAGAAAAUGCUUUUUGGAGAAUGAAC